Molecule: messenger RNA, 4935 nt
Organism: Sorex araneus (European shrew)
Lineage: Eukaryota; Metazoa; Chordata; Mammalia; Eulipotyphla; Soricidae
Gene: PKD1L3
Product: polycystin 1 like 3, transient receptor potential channel interacting
Exons: 30
Coding region: 1-4935 (1644 amino acids)
Biological process (GO): detection of mechanical stimulus
Cellular component (GO): membrane
Molecular function (GO): protein binding; calcium channel activity; calcium ion binding
Source: RefSeq, a predicted model, not a curated record
AUGUUCCUCCGAGGAAGCCUCUGGCUUUGGUUGUCCCUCAGAGCAAGCGUCAUUCUAGGACGGCAGCAACGGAGCCCAGAGCCACGGGGCCAGAAUAAUUGUUAUCAGCUCAACAGGUUUCACUGCAGCUUCGAAGAAGCAGAAAAUUACUGUCACUCCCUGGGAGGGGAACUUGCUUACACUUGGAACCAAGAGGUUCAAGAACUCAUCUGGGACUCUCUGGAAAAAGGGAAGAAGUGGUGGACUGGGCAGAAUAUAAUGUUGCAGGAGAAACAUCGAGAGAGAAAAAAAACAGCAGAUGUCGCGCACCGGGCCACCGAGCCCAAGAGCUGCAUGUAUGUGUCCAGGAUCUCCAGCGGGCUGUGGUCUCACAAGGACUUGUGCUCACAGAGGCAUUACUUCAUUUGCCAGACGGAUGAUCUCUUUUCAAACCAAGAUGCCAGCUAUAAAAGAAAUGGAAAUGGUUCUCAUUUAUAUUGGAGACCUGAGAAGACAAAAAGAAAAGUUACAAUUCCAGGAGACAAAGGGAACACAGGCACCUCGACUCCAGGACCCCUCACUGCCCUCCCGGAAGCAUCAUUCCAGAAUGUGUCGGACCAGGUCCUGGCUGAGCUAGCAGGGAACUUGAGCCAAACAAUUCAUGGCUUGCAGACUCACAGCCACCUGCAGAAAGCUUGUGAGGAUCUCCAGAGACUCACGGCUUUUCUCCCAAGAUUUUCUGAGUCAACUCAGGUGAGCAUCAUCAAUUCUUUUAUUCACCUCAACAAGCAGCUCCUGCUGAGCCCGUCUGAGAACGGCAGUGACAAGUCUGUGACCGUCUGUCUCUUUCACUCCCUCCACGAAGCCAAGGAAGCAGGGCAGGAGAGAUGGCAAAACCCUGGGCAGAGCAGCGAGCAGGUCUAUAAUAGGCCGGAUAUGCCCUGGCCGGCCCAUGGGAAGACCCCGGAAGCAUUUCUCCCACAGAAUCAAUUUUCUGGCUCAUCCAUGGCUCUCACCUCCUCCAUCGCUACCCUCAUGCUGAGCAGUCGAAACAUAUCAACCUUGCCUCUGAGCUCUUACACUCUCGGCUACCCCGCGCCUGUGAGACUAGGUUUCCCGUCAGCCACGGCCUUGGAGGAGCUCUUGAAUAAACACCCAGGAGUGGACGUCCAAAUCACGCUCUGGAGAAACGCUAGCAUCGAAACGCACCCCACCAGUCUCAACAUGAGCACCGACCAUUUUGUCAUCUCGGUGAACAUCACGACCCUGGAGAAGUCCCUGAUAGUGUGCAUAGAAGCCGAAAAUCCCCUUCUCAUGACCCUCUACCUGGGCUUCCAGUACCAGCCCAACCAUACUCACUUCCACCAGAAGAUCAUGCUCCCCAAGGGGCAGGCGCCCAAGGACGAGGAGUACACGUGGGUGCUGACACCCCGGAGGCUGCAGUACGGGAUGGGCACCUACUACAUAACAGCUGUGCUGAACCGCAGCGACGAGGGCGCCCAGCAGUCACCCACCGCCUUCUCCGUGGUUACGGCCCUCACCCAGUGUUACUUCUGGGACAGCCACAACAACACGUGGACAAGCGACGGCUGCCAGGUGGGGCUGCAGAGCACGGUUCUGAAGACGCAAUGUCUCUGUGACCACCUGACCUACUUUGGCAGCGACUUCUUCAUCGUGCCCAGGACAGUGGAUGUUGCAGACACAGUCAAACUGUUCCUCCGGGUGACCAACAACCCCGUCGGGGUGUCAUUGCUGGCCAGCCUUCUAGGGUUGUACAUGCUCCUUUUCAUCUGGGCUUGGAGGAAGGACCAGGACGACAGGCGGAAGGUGAAGAUCACUGUCCUGGCCGACAACGAGCCCGGCUGGCAGUUUCACUACCUCGUUCAGGUGCACACGGGCUAUCGCCGGAGGGCAGCCACCACCGCCAAGGUGGUGAUCACCCUUUACGGGUCCGAGGGACGGAGUAAUCCCCAUCACCUGUGGGACUCACAGAAGGCAGUCUUCGAACGAGGGGGCCUGGAUGUCUUCCUCCUCUGCACUCAGUCCUCUCUGGGGGACCUGCACGGCCUGCGGCUCUGGCAUGACAAUUCUGGGACCAGCCCCUCUUGGUACGUGAGCCAGGUCAUUGUCAUUGAUAUGAUGGCUAAAAAGAAAUGGCACUUCCUGUGCAAUUGCUGGCUGGCUGUGGACCUUGGAGACGGCACGCGUGACCGGGUCUUCCUGCCCGUCUCGGAGAAGGAGCUCUUUUCUUUCAGACACCUGUUCUCCUCCACGAUCGUUGAAAAGUUCACGCAGGACUGCCUGUGGCUCUCGGUGGCCACCCGCCACCCCUGGAGCCCGGCCAGCAGGGUGCAGCGGCUGGCGUGCGGCGCGGCCCUGCUCCUCUGCAACAUGCUCACCAACACCAUGUUCUGGAGGACCAGCGGCGCCGCGGCCCAGCGAGGACAGCAAGUGGGUCCAUUCACGGUGACCUGGUCCGAGCUGUGUGUCAGCAUCCAGAGCGCUGUCAUCCUCUUCCCAAUCAACUUGGUCAUUGGGUGGCUCUUCCAGAUGCUGCAGCCGCAGGCGCCCCCACCUCUCUCCCCGCCGCAGAGCUCCAGCCCUGCAGAGGCGUCUCUCGAGCCUCUCUCCCUCCCGCAGGUAGCGGAGGAGCUAAAGGAAACCGUGGGCUUCCUGCUGCGGAGAAACGCGCACUUACUCUUGGAGUGUGAGCAGUCUUCGUGGAGUUCUCAUAACAUCAACAAACUGGUGAAGCUUUUCUCCGACCUCGUGUGCUCUCACUUGGAAGGUCCAGGCUGCCAUCAGCAAGCGGAGACCCCUCAGGAAAAUGCGGCUCCCGAGAAUCACCUUCAUUUCCGCCGUUACCUGCUGAGGGUUCUGCAGAGACUGCAAGGUCCGCUCCGAACGCUGGGGGACGCCCAGGCCACCCAGGACUUCUUAGCCGUGGCCGGCCAGCUGCAGAGAGUCCAGGAACUCUUGGAAACACACAUUCCUCCCGCCGAUCCAGGGCCCGGCAGGGCCUCCACCAGUUUCCCCAUCCUGAGCUCCGAGGAAGGAAAGUCCUUCCUCUCCAAGGGCCUGCCCGGGUGGGUGACGUACAUCAGCUGGCUCCUUCUGAGUGUCACCAGCCUGGUGGCCGCCUUCUUCACGGCACUGUAUAGCUUGGAGCUGAACAAGGACCAAGCCACCAGCUGGGUCAUCUCAAUGAUAUUAUCAUUUCUUCAGAAUAUCUUCAUCAGCCAGCCAGUGAAGGUCGUCUUCGUCACACUGUGGUUCUCACUGACCAUGAACAGGAUGCCGCGGUUUGACAAGGAGAAGGAACAGCAGACAAAGAGGAUCCUGGCACUCCUGGCAUCAUGUCCUCCUUCGUUACCUGGUUCAAGGAACAGGAAUGACCCCAUCUACGUUGCACCAGCCGUGGACAGUCCAGUGAAGCGCCCAGAGAGAACCUGGAAGGGGAAGAAACUGUUGAAGCAGACGGGAGAGAUUUUGGUCCAAAUCCUCUUCCUCGCCUUGCUGCUGACCACGGUCUACUCUGCACAGAACCCUAACAGGUUUCAUCUCCAUCAAACUCUCCGCAAGAGCUUUUCUCGCCGAUUCUCCCAGAUCAAACUCCUGAAGCAUUUCUACCCCUGGGCGCACCACACGCUCCUCCCUAGCCUGUAUGGGGAAUACAGAGGAUUUGUUACUGACGGGAACGCCUUCCUCCUGGGCAACGUCCUACUUCGUCAGGUUCGCCUUCCCAGAGCUUCUAUCCAAGAACAAGUGAGGCCAUCUCCUCCAGAUCAGGAGGACACGGAGAACUACGGGGCUCACUGGGGGGCCCCAGACACGAACACCACAGACCCGGACAGCAUCUGGCACUACCAGCCUCAGGAGCGAGCGGGUGGAUUCCCCGGCGCUGGCGAGCUGGCUGCUUCCUCCGGCGGUGGCUACGCGGCGCGGCUGGGGCGGAACGCCAGCACGGCGCUGCGGGUUCUGCAGCAUCUUGAACAGAGCCGCUGGCUGGACCAGUACACCAAGAGCCUCUUUGUGGAAUUCGUGGUGUUCAGUGCGAAUGUGAACCUGUUCUGUGCCGUCACCCUGAUCCUGGAGGCCAACAGCGUGGGUACUUUCUCUGCCUCCAUGAGACUGGAAAGUUUAACACCCCUCCCAGCAUCAAAGGAGGACCUUGCCUGGUUCAUCAUCCCACAAAGCAUCUAUUACUUGCUGAUUUGUUACUAUACCUUCAUACAGGGUCGCCAGCUCAAACAGCAGAGGUGGAGAUUUUUCACAAGAAAAAGCAACAUUGUGGACCUGAGCGUGAUCCUCCUUAGCUUUGUCACGUUGGGGCUUGACAUCAGGCGGAUUUCUCUCUAUCAGAAAAGCCUGGCACGAUACCGCUCGGACCCAGACAGGUUCAUCAGCUUCUAUGAGGCACUGAAAGUGAACUCGGCCGUCCUCUACCUUGUGGGCUUCCUGGUUCUGCUGGCCACUAUUCAGUUAUGGAGCCUUUUGCACCGUAACCCUGCACUGCAGGUCAUCGGCAGGUCUCUGAGCAGAGCCUGGGAUGAGGUGGUGGGCUUCCUGCUGGUCAUCCUGAUCCUGCUGACAGGCUAUGCCAUAGCCUUUAACUUGCUGUUUGGAUGGAGCAUCUCCGACUACAGGACCUUUUUCAGCUCAAUUGUGGCUGUGGUUGGGCUCCUGAUGGGAAUCACUCAACAUGAGAAGGUUAUUGCGUUAGACCCAGUGUUGGGCUCGUUUCUGAUCUUCACCAGUGUCCUCUUGAUGGUACUUGUGAUCAUUAACCUUUUUGUUUCUGCCAUUCUAAUGGCAUUUGGAAAAGAAAGAAAGCUCCUUAAGACUCAGAAAGCAGCUACCCUCACAGACAUCCUGCUACAGAAGCUCUCAAGUUUGUUAGGAAUCCAGAAGCAGCAGAAGACACCGGAAAAUAGCCAGACCAGCAGCGGACACUAA